Closterium sp. Naga37s-1 is the source of this 813-nucleotide messenger RNA. NCBI's taxonomy places the organism in Eukaryota, Viridiplantae, Streptophyta, Zygnematophyceae, Desmidiales, Closteriaceae. The record is from the annotation of a GenBank genome assembly.
AUGGCCAGUACCAUAGGCAGGCGGCUGGCGGAGCUGCAUAGCGCCCUCGCCGCGCCUGCUGACGAUCCAGCCUUCAGCCCCGAGCGCGCCGAUUCUGCCCAAGCCCAGCAGCAUGCGGCGCAGGCUAUCGCAACGCUGCACGACGCGCUCCGGGUUUUGGCCGAGCACCGCCGCGGUGGCGGCGGCAAACUUGACGGCCGCACGCUCGCUGCCGCCUACGCUGACGCCGACGCCGAAUGGCUGGAAAACCACGUCGAACCGUUGACGCAAGCGAUACGCGAGCGCGCGUACCUGGAGCAAGAUUCGCUGUACCUGCGUAUUCACGGUGACUUCCAUCUGGGGCAGGUUUUGGUCGCGCGCGGCACCGACUCUUGCACCGACAUCGACGACGCUUGCCUCGUUGAUUUCGAAGGCGAGCUGGCCCGUCCGUUUGCCGAGCGGCGCACCAAGACCACCCCCUUACGCGACGUGGCGGGCCUGCUGCGCUCAUUCGAUUACGCCGCUGCCGUGCUGAGCUCACCGGGUCCGUUGGGGUCUGCUCUGCUCACCACUUGCGCCACCGAGACGCUGGGGAUCGUGAAUAAGCCUAUGGGGUACCAUGCAGUGGCCCACCAGGCGCCCCACCCGUGGCUCAAGCCAGGCGCGGAGCAGCGCCUGCUCGAACUGUCAUUGCUCGAAAGAGCGGCCUAUGAGGUGUGUUACGAAGCCGCGCACCGCCCUGAUUGGCUGUGGAUUCCAGCCGCCGGCUUGGCUGAGCUAGCGCGCGGCAUACUGGCCUCGCCGUCGAGCGAGAAGGAGACGCACGAAUCAUGA